Messenger RNA from Mauremys mutica (yellowpond turtle), 1840 nucleotides. RefSeq names its product coiled-coil domain containing 65 (gene CCDC65). Gene Ontology annotation, biological process: cilium-dependent cell motility; regulation of cilium movement; axonemal dynein complex assembly. The record is from RefSeq and is a predicted model, not a curated record. The coding region runs from base 174 to 1658 and encodes 494 amino acids. NCBI's taxonomy places the organism in Eukaryota, Metazoa, Chordata, Testudines, Geoemydidae. The transcript is spliced from 9 exons. Gene Ontology annotation, cellular component: axonemal dynein complex; axoneme.
CUCUUUCCUAGAGCGACCGCUCGUCAGCGUCCGGGCCGCAGGGGCCGCCCCUCCAACGGCAGCGGCUGUUGCUAGGAGACAGAGGGACGCGACUUGCUGCAGGGGGGAGGCUCAAGAGGGAGGGGGGCGCCCCCUUGGCAGCCUCUCACCCGGCUCCCCCCAGCCCCGCAGCCAUGCCGAAGAAGGGGCGCAAGGGGCGCAAGGCGGCCGCCCUGAGCGAGGAGGAGCGGUUGCUGCUGCUGCAGCAGAAGAUGCUGGCGGAGGAGGAGCUGAGCAAGAAGAAGGAGGACAUGCUCACCCAGUUCCUGAAGGACAAGCUGGCGAAGGAGGAGCACAACAGCGCCCUCAACAUGAAUAAAAUCAACCUGCAGUGGCGCACGGUGCUGCGGGAAGUCAAGGCCAGAGAACUGCGCAAGGACAUUGAGAUCCUGAGCCAGACCUUUGAGCGGGUGGUGGACUGCAAGGACAGUGUCAUCCAGUCGCUGGCCAGGGACCUGUCUGAGGCAGAGGCGCAGUACACUCAUGCCCUGUGCAGCCACCUGCACAACAUCGACCAGUUGCUACAGCUCCAGCGGUGCCGCCUGAGGUACCUGGAUGAGGAUUACAACACCGAGCUGGAGGCCCUGAAGAAGGAGUUUGAGACAGAAAGGAGGAUGAUCAUCGAGCACCAAGACAAGGAGAGCCGCUACCUGCGGGACGUGCUGCUGGCCCUGGAGCAGAACUUCAGUGAGAGCGAGUACGAGGCCAAGCUGGACUUCCAGAGCACCAGGGACGACGUCAAGAACAAGAACCUGGAGGAGAAGCACUAUCUGCGUGUGCAGCUGGAGGGCACAGUGGAGGAGCUGUGGAAGCGGUUCCAGCAGGCGCUGAAGAACUACACCGAGGCAACAGAGGACCGGAAGAUUGCAUUUGAGGCCCUCAAGCUGAAGGAUGAGAAGAGCUCCAAGGAGAUUGAGAUGCAGAUGAAGAAGCUGCAGAAAAUUCAGGACUCCAUUGGCAUCCUGAAAGGCAAGAUCACGGCACACAUGCGGGAGGCCGAGGAGCAGAACCGGCGCUUGCAAGAGGAGAAGGAGGUUGUGCUCAAGCAGCUGCAGAAGCUCAAGAGCCAGAUGAACCAGGCCAGGACCAAGGCCAGAAGCAACCUGGCCAAGCUCACCCUGGAGAGCAGCACUGCCCUGAAGAAGCUAAGGCGUGUCCUAGAAAAGGCAGAGCUCAUCCUGAGGCUGGCAGAGAUGUGUCGGAAGCUGGAGACCGAGGAGGAGAAGGUGCUACCAUUCUACGCCUCCUUGCUGAGCAGGGAGGAGCAGGAGAAGGUGGAGCAGGUCUCCCUGGAGAAGCCUGGGGAGCAGCUGGCCCAGCUGAUGCAGGAUUACCUGGGCCUGGAGCACUUCUGGCAAAGGUACAACAAGGUGAAGCUGGAGCAGCUGUCUCUGGAGCGGGAGAAGGCAGUGCUGUGUCAGGAGAACCAGAAGCUGCGCCUGCUGCUCAAGCAGUACCUGGACGGGAUCUCGGUGAGCGAUGAGGUUCUCAGCAGGCUCAACCCACUGCUCAUCGUCAACCACAAGCCCCAUGCGCCUGGGCCUGCCGGCAAAGCCCACCGAAAACGACUCCUUCACAAUGUCAUCGAGGCUGCCCACGAGGUGCCACACAUCCUGUGAGCUGCGCACCUACCCAGCCUGGGGCAUGCUGGGAACUGUGCUCUGCGAGCUGCGGCAGCUUGUGCCUGGCGCGCGUGGCUGGGCGAGUCGGGCGUGAGGAGCGGCGAGCGCUUCCCCCGUGGGGCUGUCCCACUUGCUGGGGAAACUCCGUGCCCAUUAAAGGGUUGUACUGAUCGCAGUGG